Molecule: messenger RNA, 2855 nt
Organism: Lymnaea stagnalis (great pond snail)
Lineage: Eukaryota; Metazoa; Mollusca; Gastropoda; Lymnaeidae
Source: the annotation of a GenBank genome assembly
AAAAUAUGGAAGUACAGGGAAACCACAUCAUCUUGACGAUCUUCUGUCCAGUCUAAAAUUAGGUCAGUUUCAUUGGCGAAUGCUGGCCCUUGUUGGAGGUGGUUACUUUGCAGUUUGCUCUGAGAUGAUGCUCUUCAUUUUCCUGAGCACUCCAAUAAGAAAAGAAUGGGACCUUGAUACAAUGCAUUUUCCUUGGCUGCCAUUUUGGUGAGACCUAUUUGAAAUCAUGUUAUUCUUUAAUUGAUUGAAAAUAUUUAAAUGUGCAGUCCUCUUAACAGCUAUCAAAUUUAUUUCAUUUUAGUUGUAAAUAAAGCUAAAAGUUUAAAGAUAAUUAAUAUUAGUCCCUUUUGACUUUAAUAUUAUCUUUUGUGUAUGGAAAUUUCAGCUCUGGCAUAACUGGUAUUAUCGGUGGUUAUGCUGCUGGAACCAUAAGUGACAGAUGUGGACGUUUGCUACCAUUUCUCUUUGGUAUUGUUUUCAUAGCUAUCUUUGGAUUAUUGUCUGCAUUUGCACCAUCUUUUCCUUUAUUUAUUGCAUCUCGAUGCAUGGUUACAGUGGGAACCGGAGCAUUUGAAGCUGUUGGAUUUGUCUUAUUAUUGGGUUUGUUCUCCUUAUUUUUGAGUUACCAGUGAAGAUUAAAUAAUUUUUGACAUUCUAUUUAUAUUAGCAGUUUGAAAAUUGUUUUGUUUGCCUUUUAAAAAAGUCAAUUUUGCAUUCAUAGUUUUAAAGUUGUUUAAAAAAAUAUGUAGAAAAUUAUCUCAUUAUUCUCAUAUGUCAUUGUAGUCAAAGAAAUAUUACAUCUUUAUACUUGUAGAGUUCCUACCAAGGCAUCAACGAGGUGCCAUCCUUGUAGUAGUGACCUUAUGUGGAGCAUUAGGUGCUGUCCUUGCAGGUGGCUUUGCUUGGCUCAUUCUCCCACGAUUUGGUUGGCGAUGGUUUGUUGGAGCUUGUGCUGCCCCAGCUAUUUUACUAUUAGGCUAUCAACCAUUUGCAUUCUUUGAAAGUCCAAGAUUCUUAUUCACCAUUGGAAAAAAAUCAAAAGCCCUAAAAGUUUUGAAGGCCAUGGGGAGAAUAAACAAAUGUGAAAUACCUGAUCUAGGUGAGAUUAACUGUGUCAUAUAUUAUUAAGAAUAAGCAUGUAGCUCAAUGGUCCUGAUCUGUCUUAAAAGAAAUCAAGUUUUUUUGUUGUUGUUGUUGCCAGUACCUUUUGUGCUUUCUGUUAAUUGAAUGAGUGAUUUUAAAAUGCAUGCACACUGAGAUUUGCAGGUCAAGUUAACUGAGCAUUUUUGUAUACAUUAGGGGACCCUUUCUUUCAUUUAAUUCAUCUGAAAAUGAAUAACUUUAGCCAUCUAUUUUAAUCCUCAAUUUACUUGUCUUAAAUAGAAGCAAGUUAUUUGUACUUUUCAUUUAUAUUAGGAAUUUAAUAUAGAUUAUAACUGAAUUUUUUAAAUCGAUUAAGCUAUUUGUAAUAAAUAUCAUUUAGCACUUGUUUGAUAUAUGGUAAUUUUUGAAAUAGAGAAUAGAAAAAUAUGUAAAAGAGCAAUAAAUCCUGUUCCAAAAAAUAAAAUAUAAAUAUGUUGCAGAUAAAUAUUAAUCUAGUCACAGCCUCAUAUAAAUAUUCCAAAGCAUGACAAAUAUAAAUACUGACAAGAGAAAAAAAUAUCCUCAAAAACAAUGAUUUUAGUAUGAUUUAUGUUGUACCGGUAUCAAUUGAAAAGUAAAUGAAAGACAAAACAAACAUUUAUAAAUUAUUUAAAUCAUAGUCUUUAAAGAAAAUGAUUUCAAAGUUUUAUACUUCCUUGUAAAGUACCAUAUUAUGUCCAUCCCUUUUUAAAUUUUCUAAUUAAUUGUGCUAACAGCCUUCCAUAAAUUAUAACUUCUUUAACUGGAAGUGAAAGUUUAGCAAUUUUACAUUAACUUAUAGGUAAAUAAAAAAAAAAGAGAAUCUCAAGAAGACUUAAUUUCAAAAGCUUAAAUAUCUACACUCUUCUAACCAAAACACAUGUUUCAAAGGCUCAUGUUUUUGAUAGUCAGUGGGUAAAGAGUUAAUUUAAUAAAUCAAUUUGAUUCUUUGUAAUUAAUAACAACUGAUGUUCUGGCAUCAAUAGUGAAACAAGUUAUGUUUAUGCUUGAAACAUCUGUUUAACUGUUAUCUCAUAUCUUGUUGCUCUAUUUAUUUAAUUCACUUGGCUUGAAUGCUGUCCUCUAUAUAUUAUGAUGAAGUCUAACUCAUUUUCAUUUCAGAUAACAUUAUAUGUCCAGUUUCUGAUAAGCCAAAAGGUCGGCUUAUGCAGCUAUUUACAGGAGAACUAAAAAUCCGAACUCUAGUAUUUUCUUGCAUCUGGUUUCUUCAAGCUGCGGGCUACUGGGGUGUGACAGCUUACCUGCCCGAGUACAUGGCUAAAUUAGGAGCAGAGUUUUAUUUCAACGUAUUUUCAGUGUUCAUUGGUGAGAUCCCUGGUUUAUUUCUGGCCAUGAUUCUCAUUGAAAGAUACAUGUUGGGCAGGGUCCGCACUCUAAGAUUUUUUUCUGCUUUCACUGCUAUAGCCUUGCUGUUGUUUAGCUUUAUUCCAGAGCAUGCAUUCAAAUCUGUGCUGAUCAUUUUGUGUUACUUUAGCAUGGUUCCAAUUUACUCAAUAUUAAAUGCAUUUACACCAGAGCUGUAUCCAACUGAUGUCCGGAGCACAGCCAUGGCAUGGAUGAAUAUCGUUAUAGAAAUUCCAGGCUUGAUAACUCCGUUUGUUGGAGCAACUUUGGUAUCUUGUGACAUACCCUGGGUCUAUCCACUAACAUGGGGCUGCUUAUUUGUUGUUCAGUGUGUUUUUACGUUUGCUAUAAAAACAGAAACAGCUGGU